This is a messenger RNA of Astrephomene gubernaculifera, 1157 nucleotides long. NCBI's taxonomy places the organism in Eukaryota, Viridiplantae, Chlorophyta, Chlorophyceae, Chlamydomonadales, Astrephomenaceae. The record is from the annotation of a GenBank genome assembly.
GCGGUUGAAGGCGAGGCGGCAAGCCAGGCAGCGGGAGGAGGGAGAGCGGGCGGGGUUGUCGGAGCAGCGAUGGGGGCUUCAUGGUCGCCGGAACAGCAGGAUGUUGCAGCUGCAGCGGCACUGCUGCUGCAAGAAACUGUACGGCAACGUCAAGCAGCCACCUCCUCCUCCUCCUCCUCACACCCUGAAGUAGCAGCCCCGACAACCACAACAGCUGCAACCAUGCAACCAGCUGCAUCACAAGAGAGCGAGUUCGGCCGGGCGGCUGCCCCUGCCAUGACAGCGAACGGCCCCGUCACUGCUACCUACACCGCCAACGGCGAUGUCCGCAGCAUGACACCCAGCUGGGCCCCCCUUGACGGCAGCAGGGUCAACAAUCUGGGCAUCCCUCCUUCCACCACUGAUCCCACUGCAAACCCUAGCACUGCAGAUGCUGUUGCUGCAAACUCUCCCACCGCAGACUCUCUCACCGCAGAUGCGGUCGCUGCAGAUGCUAUCGACACCCGACACACUGCUGACAGCGUCACGGGUGCUCCCACGCCGCCACCGCCGCUGACCCCCCUCCAGUCCGCCGCCCUCCGUCUGCUCCCCGCCAUGCGACCGGCGGACGCCCUUACCACCCUCUCAGCGGUCCGCACGUUGGGGUGCCUCCCCACCGAUGAGGCUCCGGAACCCCAGCUCAGGGCUGCGGGAGUGGGCCUUAUGCGUCGUACGAGUGAGUUGUCGGAUCUUGGGUUGCUGCGGGGGCUUUCUCUGGCAGCUUGGCUUAGCAGCCGCUGCAGUGGUGGCGAAGGAGGAGGAGGAGGAGAGAAGGAUGUGUGGGCGCGCAAGUCGAGUAUCGCUCCGUCGCCUGUUGCAUGGGCGCUAGCUGAUGAGCUAGCGGAGCGAGUACGACAGAGGCAGAAGGCAGCGGCGGCAGUCACGGCAGUGACGGCGGCGGCGCGUGCACAUGUACCACACGAUGUGGCCGAGCCUGGCGUCACCGCCGCCGCCGCCGCCAGCAACGCCGCCAGCAUAAGCUGCAGCAGCCUUGAUUCCUGUCCGGUCGCUAUCGAGGCGCUGAGGACGCUGGCGGCGGCGGGCAUGCGGCAUCAGGGGUUGGUGCUGGCGGUGCUUGGGGUGACGGAGGCGGCCGCCGCGGAACCGCAUGCAGCGGC